This is a messenger RNA of Exophiala bonariae, 2325 nucleotides long. RefSeq lists its product as uncharacterized. Gene Ontology annotation, molecular function: zinc ion binding; DNA-binding transcription factor activity, RNA polymerase II-specific. The record is from RefSeq and is a predicted model, not a curated record. The transcript has a single exon. Gene Ontology annotation, biological process: regulation of DNA-templated transcription. Bases 1 to 2325 code for a protein of 774 amino acids. Lineage: Eukaryota; Fungi; Ascomycota; Eurotiomycetes; Chaetothyriales; Herpotrichiellaceae.
AUGCCCAAACCUCGUAAGACAUGCACCGAGUGCUCUAUGCGCCGGCAGAAAUGUGACCGUGGAGAUCCAUGUGGUCGCUGUGUCAAGCGAGGGGAUGGUGACAAAUGUUCCCGAGAAUGGCCGGAAGGUGGCUAUGAUCCCAAACUCCAUCGUAUCUAUCCUCGAUCCUCAACGGCGCAAGAUCACAGUCCAGGGGGCACAGCGGGCUCACCUCCUACGGAUGGAGAUAAUGCUUUUGAGAGUGGUAUUCAUCCUUCUCUCAGAACCCCGGCCUCUACAGUCUCAGCCGGCCCUAGUCCUCAGACUCAAUCUCUCCCCAAACCCCGAAAUCGGGCGAGCACCCUGAAGCAUACUAACAAAGCUGGAAAUAAGCCGGAAACAACUUCAGCCAAUUCUGAUAGUGAUACUAUCACUGCAUUAGAUUUCAUAACUUGGGGGCGGCCUAAGCUGUCCGAUUAUGAUCUCAAAGCACUAGAGCUACUGAAGGAACCACAUCAGUCUGGUGGUGUUGCCAAUCGCAUUACAGACGGUGGCCCAGACUGGGAUGUGGCUAACUGUCUUGGAGGCACUGGAGCAGCCCAGAUAUCUUUCUUGCAGAUGCUCCUACCUUCACGCCAGCAAUUAUUUCAACUUGUCGACUAUCAUCUUGGAUCUAUUCUAUGGUAUCAUGGAUGUUUUCAUGGACCCACAUUCUACGAUGAAUUGAAAGAUGUCUACAAGUCCCCAGGUGGUCUCCAGGUCAAAGACACGGAUCUGAGAUGGACAGGCCUUCUUUUCUCGAUCAUGGCAGGGAGCAUGACAUGUGCACAUGAGCAACUGGCACUAUCGUGGGGCUUCAAGAAAAGUGAGCGUGCCAAACUCACAAGGCAAUGGUACAAGGCAACAGUAACGUGCCUCAAUUUGUCAGACUACAUGUGGCGACACCAUGUAUAUUCGGUAGAGGCGAUCCUGACGUUGACCAUGUCUGCACACAUCCUCGGCUUUAGCAAUACACAAAGUACAUUACUCGGGGCGGCAAUGAAAAUUGCUCAAGGACUAGGUCUUCAACGUCUCGGUCCAGAAGACGACGUCAACAGUCUAACGGGGGCAGCGAUUCUCACGACCCAGGCCUCGCGAGAUAAGACCAUCAAAAGAGAAACAGGUCGCAGAUUGUGGGCUCAACUUUGCAUUCAGGAUUGGUUCUCGAUCCCCUUCUCUGAAAUGUACUCGAUUCAGAAACUUCACUUCACCACUCUCAAACCAAUGCACUGCGACGAACACACGAUGCAACCUCUACUGGAAAACUCACCCAGCAUGACCAGCUUCCCCAACUUCCUCCUAUCCUUUGCCGAACUAAUGCCGCAGAUCCACGACGCCAUCGUCUCCUCCAACACGCUGUAUACCAAAUACGAGCAAGUGCUCGAGUACGACGCCAAGAUCCGCACGAUGGCCACGGAGGGACUCCCCAAGUUCUUCGCACCCAACGAGCCCAUAUCUCCGGAAUGGCCCAACUUCGUCCCCUGGGCACGACGCGGCCUGACGAUCUGUUUCGCCCACAAGAUCAUCAUGAUCCACCGCGCCUUCCUGGGCCGCAGCUUCACGGAGCCAGCAUUCGACUUUACACGGCGGACGUGCAUGGCGGCAGCCAAGACGAUCCUGAAGGAAGCGAACCAGGCGUACGACGAAGAAGGACCGCUGCUCUGGAUCGACCAGGCAUUCAUGGUCGCCGCCGGCAUCACACUAGCGCUCGACACCUUCCACCGCACGAGGAACGACCCCCAGCACGACGAGCACCGCAAGCUCGUCGAGAACACCAUCUCCAUGCUCUCGAAGUUCGAGUCCAGCAUGAUCGCCCUGCGCGGCAUCCGGCUCCUCUCGUCCCUCCUCGCCGAACAAGCCCGCCUGUGCGCCGACCAGCGCCUCGAGACGUACCGCAAACGCACCUACGACGCAUCAGUCGGCGCUGGCGGCAGUUCAGGCGACGGAGACCACGGCGCCAGCGUCGCAGCACGGGGCGCCGGGCCCAAACGCCAGAAAUUCAACGUCCCGAAAUUCGUCGAGUCGUUCGUCGGAAACGACUCGUUCACCAACUCCCUGCGGUCCGCGAACCGGAGUGUCGGCGUCGGCAUGGGCAUGGGCAUGGGCAUGCUGGAGCCGUCUUCGACCCUGGACAACGUGUACGGCGGCGCCGAGCUAAAUCUCGACGGCACCCAUACGCCCGUCCCUGUGCAGGAGCCGUUCAUCACGUCGGAUCUCGGCUACGAGACGUUCGAGCAGCUCUUCCCGCCGCACACGGGCAUCAGCAAUAAUUUCCUCUUUGAGGAUUUGUUGAACUUCGAUAUCUGA